UCGAACUCCACAGGUGGAGUCAUAUAGUGUCAAAUUGGCACAAGUGAGUGAUGUGGACCCUUUCCCUACCUCAAUAUGGCAUCACAAGGCUGCGGCUGUUUGUGGCCUGAAGGCAAGGAAAAAGCUGAUGCUGGGAUGGUAUCGCCUGCUUCUGCAUCAGUAUUGCUUUGCUCCUGGUCAAUAUAAGAUUUCAUCCACUGGAAGAAAAGUGAAAAGGAAUAUACAAAGAGUUUACUCUGGGGCAGCAAUGAAACAAUAACUGCAGGCAAAGCUGUAAAUGUUAUAAAAGCUGCAAGCCCAAGCACAAAAUAAACCAAGAAGCUGGCAUGGGGUUGCUUGAUCAAGCCAACAGCACCCUCCUUCUGGAAGGACAAAUCUCAGAUAAAAGACUGCCUUUUGAUUGGCACACAAAAGAUCUUGUCACCCUGAGUGAAGGUCUCCAUGGAUCCGAUAAUGUUAUGAUGGACAGCACUAAGAUCUUGGGAGUCCAGAUCAUAUUGAUAGCUGCCUAUUCUCUAAUCAUUCUGCUGGGAUUCAUUGGGAACUCCUUAGUCAUCUAUAUGAUUGUAAGAUACAAAACAAUGAGGACUGUCACCAAUUUUUUCAUAGCUAACUUGGCCCUGGCAGACUUGAUGGUGGACACGCUCUGCCUGCCCUUCACCUUGGCCUACACCCUGUUGGACGAAUGGAAGUUUGGGGCUGUACUUUGUCACCUGGUCUCCUAUGCUCAAGCUCUAAGUGUUCAUGUGUCCACACUCACUUUAAUGGUGAUUGCCUUGGAUAGGUAUAGAUGCAUUGUUUUUCAUUUAGACAGCAGGAUCUCCAAGAAGAUCAGUGUCACCAUCAUAACCACUACAUGGCUGGUUGCUGCUGUCUUAGCCAGCCCAUUGGCCAUCUUCCGAGAGUACAGAUAUGAAGAAAUCCCAACCAUCAAUCUCAGAAUAGCUGUCUGCUCUGAGAAAUGGCCUUCUGAAAACAGAGAUGCCACCAUAUACAGCUUGUCCAUGCUCCUCUUGCAGUACGUUCUCCCGCUUUCUAUCAUCUGCUAUGCAUACAUUAGGAUAUGGUUCAAGCUGAAAAGUCAUAUCAGUCCCACUUCUCGGAGUGAUAGUCAUUGUCGCAGGAAAAAGACCACAAAGAUGCUGGUAAUGGUGGUGGUGGUAUUUGCGGUCUCGUGGCUCCCGUUCCAUAUAUUUCAGCUUGCUGUUGACCUAGAUCUGGUGCUCAUCUUCCAUGAUUAUAAACUCCUCUACACAGUAUUCCACGUGGUGGCCAUGUGUUCCACUUUUGCUAACCCUUUGUUGUAUGGCUGGAUGAACAAGAAUUAUCGCAAUGGGUUCCUCAUGUUCUUCCGCUGCCAGAAUAAGCCAGAGAGACUCUAUACUGAGGGAUCCAUCAGAGGCCGAUCCUAUACUUUCCGAGCUACCACCUUGAAUGGGAGUAUUAAACACUCCACAGGCAAUGGACAGCUGCCAACAGAGGUUUAGUACGUAAGCCACGCCAUCUCUACCAGGGGUCUGGAACCUCAGUGGCAUCUACCUGGAACUGAAGCAGCUUUUCUAAAAAAACUGAAAAUGUUGUAUUGCCAAAAAUGCUAUUAUUGUCAUCAUAACCAAUGGAGAACACAUUGCCUAUUUGUCCAGAGAACCUCAGUGUACUGUCCAUUCUGCUUCAUGAAGCAAGUUAAUCAAGCUUUUUCUUGGGUUCUGUAUUGCUUGUUGUAUAAGCAGUAGAAAACAUGUUGUACUCCGAUGCUUUAAUUUAUGAGAAAAUUUGGGUCCACUGUUAUCUGGAAAAGGGGACAAGACUUAAGAAUCCAGUGGCAACAAAAGUGUCUGCAUUGUCAGUACUGACAUACUGUAACAUCAUAUGGUA
This is a messenger RNA of Pogona vitticeps (central bearded dragon), 1875 nucleotides long. RefSeq names its product neuropeptide Y receptor type 2. Gene Ontology annotation, molecular function: neuropeptide Y receptor activity. Gene Ontology annotation, cellular component: membrane. Gene Ontology annotation, biological process: G protein-coupled receptor signaling pathway. Lineage: Eukaryota; Metazoa; Chordata; Lepidosauria; Squamata; Agamidae. The record is from RefSeq and is a predicted model, not a curated record.